Molecule: messenger RNA, 915 nt
Organism: Orbilia oligospora ATCC 24927
Lineage: Eukaryota; Fungi; Ascomycota; Orbiliomycetes; Orbiliales; Orbiliaceae
Exons: 3
Coding region: 1-915 (304 amino acids)
Biological process (GO): kinetochore assembly; protein localization to kinetochore; mitotic sister chromatid segregation
Cellular component (GO): chromosome, centromeric region; nucleus
Source: RefSeq, a predicted model, not a curated record
AUGAGUGGCAUCGAUCCAAAGACCACCAGCCUCAUUACCGAGCAUCUCACAUUCACCCCGCUCGAAGUUGUCGACGAUAUCAUCAAUGCUGCUAACGAGUCUGUAUACGGCACUGUCCAGCAGCUUGAAAAUUACCUCCGUUCAUCCGGUCCCUCGGCUUUAGGCUACGUCGCCGAAGGCUCCAUCGCUGAAACUGACGAGGACGGGAAGGAGCUUUUUGACGAUGUGGCCAUGAAUGAGAUCCAGCAGGGCCUGCACAUGCUAGAAAUGCUCAUGGAGAGCAAGGUUGACAAAGCUUAUGAUCAAUUCGAGAACAUAAACCUGAUCAAAGCCACUUCCAUCAACCCGGAAAAAGACGUAACCCCCGAAUCCCUCGCACAAACUCGCCGUCAACUCCAAGAAACAACAGCUCUCCAUAGAUUUCUCAAAGCCGAUGUAUCACGCAAUGAUAAAGUCUUGAGAUCCUUACGUAGUCUUCUGAAUCCUACUUCAACAGACGAUAGCCCUCUUGCCUUCCUGCUCGACCCGAACAGCACGGCUAAUGAUAUAAAAUCCUUUGGCGAAGAUACGGAGUUCGCAGCAGUGCAAGUUAAGGAAUUGCACCGAGUUGUCGCUGAGCUCAAGAAACAGGCAAUUGAUGUUUUCGGCGAGAAUGGCGAAGGUGAUGCCAUGGAUUUAGACGCGCCUGUGUCAGGUGGUUUGAGGGAAAAGCAAUGGAACCGAGCAUUGUACGUCGAAAAAAUGAGCAGGCGACACUUAGAAAAAGCACGUGGCCUAUCGCUCACGGAUGAGGGCGCCUUGAAGAGUGGUGGCGAUCUGCUAGGUAUCAAGAAAUCGGAGCUGGAAGUAUCCACUCUCGAAGAAGUUUUGGAAGGAUGCCCGAAGGCCCAAACUAAGCAUACGUACGUAGCAUAA